AAAUCACAAAGCACUUCCUCUCUCUCCUCUUUCUCUUUCUCUCUCUACUUUCCUAGAAAAUUAUUUCAAAUUUUUCUUCAUAUAUUUUCCCAGGAAAAUGGGAAAGCUUAGCUUGAACUGCUGCAAUAGCUUUCUUGAGAAUUCAAAACCUUAUUUUGCAAUGAUAUCCUUACAAUUUGGAUAUGCUGGCAUGAAUAUCAUCUCUAAAGUCUCUCUUAGUAGAGGGAUGAGUCAUUACGUCCUCGUCGUUUAUCGACAUGCUUUCGCUACCGCUUCUAUCGUCCCCUUCGUUCUCUUCUUCGAACGGAGAGAACAGCCAAGGAUAACACUCAAAGUUUUUAUACAAAUAUUUGUGUUGGCUUUGCUCGGCCCGGUUAUCGAUCAAAAUUUCUACUAUGCUGGGCUAAAAUAUACUUCACCAACUUUCUCUUGUGCCAUGAGCAACAUGCUGCCUGCAAUGACAUUUGUGAUGGCUGUGAUAUUUAGGAUGGAAAAAUUGGAGAUGAAGAAAUUGAGAUGCCAAGCAAAAGUUUUGGGAACUUUAGUGUCAGUGGCUGGAGCAAUGUUGAUGACUUUAUACAAAGGUUCACUUCUUCAAAUGCCUUGGUCUAAACAUUCUCAUCAUCUCACCAAUUCUAAUGAAACUUCCAACAACAAAGAUUGGUUCAAAGGCUCCAUUUUCCUCAUCAUUGCUACUCUUGCUUGGGCUUCUCUCUUUGUUUUGCAGAAUCAAGCAUUGAAGACAUACAAGAACCAUCAAUUCACUCUCACUACACUCGUGUGUUUUCUUGGGACUUUGCAAGCCAUAGCUGUUACUUUAGUAGCUGAGCACAAAGCUUCUGUUUGGAGAAUUGGUUGGGAUAUGAAUCUUCUUGCUGCUGCCUAUGCUGGAAUUGUGACAUCAAGUAUUUCAUACUAUGUACAAGGGCUAGUGAUGAAAAAGAGAGGACCUGUAUUUGCAACUGCAUUUAGCCCUUUGAUGAUGAUAAUUGUAGCUAUUAUGGGCUCUUUCAUCUUGGCUGAAAAGAUUUUUCUUGGAGGAAUAAUUGGAUCCAUCUUGAUAGUAUUUGGGCUAUAUUCAGUACUUUGGGGAAAGCACAAAGAGAAUUUGGAGAUUAAAACUGCUGAUGAUGAUGAUGAAAUACCAGAAGCUAUCAAGCCUUCUUCUCAACUAAAUAUUAAUAAUAAUAAUAAUAAUAAUAAUAAUUCAAUUUUCAUUUCCAUGCCUACCCCUGAAAAACCCCCAUCAAACCCAACCAAAUCCCAAGAGAAUAAUUGAGGGAAAAAGGGGUAUUGGGAGGGGCUUUUUUGUCUUUUCAUAUCUCUCUCCCUCUCCUAUAUUUAUGAUGUUUGAGUUCUUGGGUUUUGUAGUAAUAUUUGUAUUAUUGGCAAUAUAUAUAUUUGAUGUGAGUUGGGAA
Molecule: messenger RNA, 1418 nt
Organism: Benincasa hispida (wax gourd)
Lineage: Eukaryota; Viridiplantae; Streptophyta; Magnoliopsida; Cucurbitales; Cucurbitaceae
Source: RefSeq, a predicted model, not a curated record